GCCGCCGCCGCCGCGCCUCCCUUUCAAUCUGCGCCCGAGGAGGGAGCCAGGCGGGCAGGCGCGGCCCCUCCCCGCUGGGGGGACGCCGACGACGCCGCCGCCUCUCUGCGCCUCGCAGGUCGGCGGCUGCUGGGCUGGGCCGCCUCUGCCCAACUCUGUGCCGGACGCAGCGCCUCCAGCGGCGGCGGCGGCGGCAGGAGGAGGCGGAGGCGGAGGAGCGGGCGGCGCCGCGUUCGGCACAGCCGGCUUGUCAUUUGCCGAGGCCCUUUCGCGCCGGGCGCAGCGAGCGGCGGGGCGGCGCCCUCCUCCUCCUCCUCGCCGCGGACGGGCCGCCGCCGCCGCUGCCGCUCAUCCUCCUGCUGCGGGUGGCCCGCCCGGCCGUGCCAUGGCGCGGGGAAUGGCGUCGGCGGCGGCGCUGCUGCUGCGCCCUCAGCCGUGCGCCCUGGUGGCGGCGGCGGCGGCGCUGGCCGUGUACGCCUUCUACUACGUGGGCUCCGGCGGGCCCGGCGGCGGCGGCGGCGGCGGCGGCGCGGCCUCCCCGCCGCCGCCGCCUCCUCCUCCUCCGUCCGCGGGCGCCGCGGUGGUGCUGGAGCCGCUGGCGGCCGAGAGCAAGGCCAAGGCGGCGGCAGAGGGCGGCGGGCCGGAGGCGGCGGAGCUGCACGUGGCGCUGGUGCUGGCCAAGGCGGAGCGCAACGCGGCGCUGCGCGGCAAGGCCGAGGUGGCGCUGCGCUCGCUGGUGCGCUGGGGCAAGCUGGAGCCGCGCCAGGCGCUCGCCCUCCACCUGCUCAGCGACGCGCCCAGCAAGGCCCUGGGCAAGGAGCUCCUGCGCGGCGCCCUGCGCGGCGCCCCCUUCCAGUACAAGGUGAUAUUCCAUGACGUGGACGUCUUGACAGAGAAGGUGCUUCCAGUUGUGGAGAACAUGCAGAAGCUCUUCAGCGCCGGCAGCGGCACCUACUACAGCGACUCCAUCUUCUUCCUCUCGGUGGCCAUGCAUCGCAUCAUGCCCAAAGCAGAGAUUUCGCGGCUCAUCCAGGUGGACUUGGACGUGGAGUUCCGGGCCAACAUCCGGGAGCUCUUUGAAGAAUUCGAGAACUUCCCAGAAGGCGCCGUGAUUGGCAUUGCCCGAGAGAUGCAGCCGGUCUAUCGGCAUCUCUUCUGGCAGUACCGGCAAGAGCACCCCGGGACCCCAGUGGGGGAGCCCCCCCCGGACGGGCUGCCCGGCUUCAACAGCGGCGUCCUGCUGCUCAACCUGGAGGCCAUGCGCCAGUCGCCGCUCUACAACCGCCUCUUGGAGCCGGAGGCCCUGCAGCAGCUGGCGGCCAAGUUCCACUUCAGGGGCCACCUGGGGGACCAGGACUUCUUCACCCUGCUGGGCAUGGAGCACCCCCAGCUCUUCCACCCCCUCGACUGCACCUGGAACCGGCAGCUCUGCUCCUGGUGGCGCGACCACGGCUACAGCGACGUCUUUGGCCACUACUUCCGCUGCGAGGGCCACGUCAAGCUCUACCACGGCAACUGCAACACGGCCAUCCCCCAGGAGUAGCCGCCCGGCAGGGGGAGUGGCCCAGCUGCGCUCCUGGCUUGCCCCAGAACGACGCCCACCCCAGGGUGCCUGGGUGGGUGGGGCGGCUCCCCCCCCUGCAUGCCCCUGCAGAGACGUGGGCCGACCCCUUCCGGAGCAGAGCCCCCCUCGCACUGACUGGAGGGAGGGGUGGGAGGGCUUCGUAGCGGGGCUGCUGGGCUGGAGCCCCCCUGGGGCUGAGGCCGCCCCCUGCGGCUCCCUUGGCAGCUGGGCAUCCUCCACGGCAACCACACGCAGGUUGGGGCACCAGCGGGGGGGGGGGAGAGCAGCAGCGGAGCAGAGCAGCGCCCGGCCCUUCUCGGCAGCCUCCUCUCGGGCUCUGGGGCCCAACAGCCCCUCUGUGUGUGGGGGGGGGGCUCUGCCUGGGACCUCCGGCUCCAGCUGAGGCACGUUCCCUGCUGGGGCUCACGAGCUGUCCUCGGGCUUCUGCUCUGCGUCCCCAUCCGGAGGGUCCGGUGCGGCUGCUGCCCGUCUGGAGGGCCUGGAGGAGCGACCCUGCUGCCUGCGAGAGGAAUAAAAUCACUUCACGGCU
This is a messenger RNA of Hemicordylus capensis (graceful crag lizard), 2114 nucleotides long. RefSeq names its product xyloside xylosyltransferase 1 (gene XXYLT1). The coding region runs from base 386 to 1543 and encodes 385 amino acids. The record is from RefSeq and is a predicted model, not a curated record. Gene Ontology annotation, molecular function: UDP-xylosyltransferase activity. Lineage: Eukaryota; Metazoa; Chordata; Lepidosauria; Squamata; Cordylidae. The transcript has 4 exons.